Messenger RNA from Didymosphaeria variabile, 540 nucleotides. RefSeq lists its product as uncharacterized. Lineage: Eukaryota; Fungi; Ascomycota; Dothideomycetes; Pleosporales; Didymosphaeriaceae. The transcript has a single exon. The record is from RefSeq and is a predicted model, not a curated record. Bases 1 to 540 code for a protein of 179 amino acids.
AUGCUUGCCUACGCUACCCUCGCGUUCGCUGCCACCACUCUCCUCGGCCUCACCACCGCCGCACCUAACUCCAUCCCUCCCACCGGUGUCGUCCACCGCAUCACAGCCGGCUCCACCGUCGAAAACAACGGUCUCCACUUCGAGCCGCAAAAUGUCGUCGCCGAAGUCGGCGACCUCAUCGAAUUCCAUUUCCUCCCCAAGAAUCAUACUAUUGUGCAAUCUACCUUUGACAAGCCCUGCGAGCCCCUGGCCGACGGCCCUGGCAUCUUCUCCGGCUUCAACUUCGCGACCCCGAGCGGCGAGGCCGAAAAAGCCUUCACCUUCUUGGUCCAGAGCAAGGAGCCUUUCUGGUACUACUGUUCGCAGACGGUUGGAGAUCACUGCCAGAAGGGUAUGAGUGGCGUUAUCAACCAGAAUUUCGACGGCGAGAAGACGCUCGCGGCGUAUAAGGAGAAGGCCAAGAGUGCGGUUACGAAGCAGCCGAGUAAGGAUAAGCUAGAGUUCAGAGGUGGGGAGAUUGUUAAGAACGUGCCUUUGUAA